This is a messenger RNA of Pogoniulus pusillus (Red-fronted tinkerbird), 7191 nucleotides long. RefSeq names its product janus kinase and microtubule interacting protein 2 (gene JAKMIP2). The coding region runs from base 505 to 2967 and encodes 820 amino acids. The transcript has 24 exons. The record is from RefSeq and is a predicted model, not a curated record. NCBI's taxonomy places the organism in Eukaryota, Metazoa, Chordata, Aves, Piciformes, Lybiidae. Gene Ontology annotation, molecular function: microtubule binding; kinase binding.
GGGCGGGCGCCCGCGCUCAGCGUCGGCGCGCAGGAGGGCGGCGAGGCCGGGGCUGGAGCCGCCGCAGCGGCAGGAAGAUGGAUGCGCCAGGCUCGUCCUUAGCCGCUCGGCAUCCUCUCCUGGCCGCGGCACGUACAGGCCUGUUUCUGUAGCCGCCCGCGAUGGAACCGGCGCUGGGGCUGGCGAGAAGCUUGCUCUGACACUGCCGAUUGCAGCCUCUGAGCCUCAGUACGGAUGCUCAGGACAGGUUUUGUUUCUAUUGAUCUGGCCUGCUGCUCUACAGAAAAUAUUCAAACCCUGCUGUGCAGCAGAUGCUAGCUUAGCUGGCACUGGACCAGUGUCCUCAGAUUGGUGAUUGAGUGAGGGCUUCCAAAGCAACUGAGUCCAGUCCCUUAAGGAAUGUCAUGCAGUAGGUGCUAAACUAACCGGCACUGAAAGGAACAUAAAAGAUGGCAGUCUGUAUUUGAAGCAGUUAAACACAUGGACUCUUGCUGACAAGAAAUCAUGUCAAAAAAAGGACGUAGCAAGGGCGAAAAGCCUGAGGCACUGAUUGUUGCCCUACAGGGUGCCAACGAGGAACUCAGGACCAAGUUAACAGACAUUCAAAUUGAGCUACAUCAAGAGAAAUCUAAGGUUGCUAAACUUGAACGAGAGAAGACUCAAGAAACAAAGCGUAUCCGGGAGGUGGAGCAGCGCAAGCAGACUGUGCAGAUCACAGAGCUGAAAGCCAAACUCCAUGAGGAGAAAAUGAAGGAGCUGCAAGCCGUGAGGGAGAACCUCAUCAAACAGCAUGAGCAGGAGAUGACACGGAUGGUGAAAGUCCGGGACAGCGAAAUCCAGCGCCUCAAGUCAGCGCUGUGUGCGCUGCGGGAUGGCAGCAGCGAUAAAGUAAGGACAGCGCUGACUAUCGAGGCUCGUGAGGAGGCCAGGAAACAGUUUGACUCCGAGCGCCUUAAGCUUCUGCAGGAAAUCACUGAGCUGAAGUCUGCCAAAAAGCAGGUAGACGAGGCCCUUAACAACAUGAUCCAAGCCGACAAGAUCAAGGCAGGGGAUCUUCGGAGUGAGCAUCAGUCCCACCAGGAAGCCAUUUCCAAGAUCAAAUGGGAGAGCGAAAGAGACAUUCGCCGCCUGAUGGAUGAGAUCAAGGCCAAAGACAGAAUCAUAUUUUCCUUGGAGAAAGAACUGGAAACACAGACAGGCUAUGUGCAGAAGCUGCAGCUGCAGAAGGAAGCUCUGGAUGAACAGCUUUUCUUGGUGAAGGAGGCAGAGUGUAACAUGAGCAGUCCCAAGAGAGAGAUCCCAGGAAGGGCUGGAGAUGGUUCGGAGCACUGCAGCAGCCCUGACCUGCGCAGGAACCAGAAGAGAAUAGCGGAGCUGAACGCCACCAUCCGGAAGCUGGAGGACAGGAACACGCUGCUUGGGGACGAGCGGAACGAGCUGCUGAAGCGUGUUCGAGAAGCUGAGAAACAAUGUAAACCUCUUCUGGAGAAGAACAAGUGCCUCACAAAGAGAAACGAUGAACUCAUGCAGUCACUGCAGCGCAUGGAAGACAAACUCAAAGCAGUCACUAAAGAAAAUAUAGAAAUGAGAGAAAAAAUGACAUCACAUCCUCCUCUAAAGAAAUUAAGAUCUCUCAAUGACCUGGAUCAGGCUAAUGAGGAACAAGAAACUGAAUUCUUAAAGCUUCAAGUCAUAGAACAACAGAACAUAAUUGAUGAGUUAACAAGGGACAGGGAGAAACUCAUUCGUCGCAGAAAGCAUAAAAGGAGCUCAAAGCCAAUUAAGAGACAUGUGGUGGACACAUUUUUUGGGUACGAUGAUGAUUCCAUGGACUCUGAAACAUCCUCUGUAGCCUCAUAUAGAACAGACAGAACACCAGCAACCCCAGAUGAUGAUCUGGAUGAGAGUCUGGCAGCGGAGGAGUCAGAGCUGCGGUUUCGACAGCUGACGAAGGAGUACCAGGCCCUGCAGAGAGCAUAUGCACUGCUGCAGGAGCAGACAGGUGGCAUCAUAGAUGCUGAAAGAGAAGCUAAGGCUCAGGAGCAGCUCCAAGCUGAAGUGCAGAGAUAUAAAGCCAAAAUAGAAGAUCUGGAGAAAACUUUGGCACAAAAAGGGCAGGACUCACACUGGGUGGAAGACAAGCAACUUUUCAUUAAGAGGAACCAAGAGCUUUUAGACAAGAUAGAGAAACUGGAUGCAGAAAACAACCGUCUGCAACAGGAGCUGCAGGAUGCCCGAGACCAGAAUGAGCUGCUGGAGUUCCGCAACCUUGAGCUGGAGGAAAGAGAGAGACGGUCCCCACCAUUUAAUCUCCAGAUUCACCCAUUCUCAGAUGGUGUGAGUGCUCUACAGAUCUACUGCAUGAAGGAAGGGGUUAAGGAUGUCAGCAUCCCAGAUCUCAUAAAGCAGUUAGACAUCCUUGGUGAUAAUGGAAAUUUAAGAAAUGAAGAACAAGUAGCCAUAAUUCAGGCUUCCACUGUAUUGUCCUUGGCAGAAAAGUGGAUCCAGCAGAUUGAGGGAGCUGAAGCUGCUCUGCAUCAGAAGAUGAUGGAACUGGAAAGUGAUAUGGAGCAAUUUUGCAAAAUAAAAGGUUAUCUGGAGGAAGAAUUAGACUACAGGAAGCAAGCUCUUGACCAAGCAUACAUGAGGAUCCAGGAGCUUGAAGCCACCUUGUACAAUGCUUUGCAGCAAGAAACGGUGAUAAAGUUUGGGGAACUACUCACUGAAAAACAGCAGGAAGAGCUAAGGACAGCAGUGGAAAAGCUAAGACGUCAGAUGCUGAGGAAAAGCAGAGAAUAUGACUGCCAGAUACUUCAGGAAAGGAUGGAGCUGCUCCAGCAGGCUCAUCAGAGAAUACGAGAUCUAGAAGACAAAACUGACAUCCAGAAGAGACAAAUUAAGGAUCUGGAGGAAAAGUUUCUCUUUCUAUUCUUGUUCUUCUCUCUUGCCUUUAUUCUUUGGCCUUGAUGUCAAUGUGCCUCUUGGAAAGAGUGCCCGACCACACAGAUAUAUCCUUAUAAAGGCAAAUGCUUCCACCCCCCCCAAUGAAGAGAACAUUGUUUACACCUAUUUAAAAAAGUAUAAAAAUGAACAACCUGUAGCCAAGACUGCAACCACCUUGUAUUUUAAAGCCAUCACUCAAGAUUUGUUACUUGACAGUUCCUGUCUAAAGCUAUGAUAUAUGCUGCAUCUAAUGAAAUUGUAUAUGUUGAAAUUACAAACGGGGAAGGAAAAUAACCUGUGAAUCUACGUCACAUAGGAAGAACUUAAAGGGAAGGAACCACUUUCAGCUGAUCAAGUCAGUGUGUCUUGGGCAUGGAACCAAAGUUACAACAGAAAAAUCUAUCCCUGCUGUGCAGGGCACUCGUUUCAAUGUGACUCUGUCAUCCCACGAAUGGAUCGAAAGUUAACAGGACAGAGCAGGAGAAACAUGAGCCGUGGAGAGAUGCUGACAACAAAGCAUUGGGUUUGAACUGUCUGGCUGUCUCACUGCAAGGACUCCUCUUCUCCCUCUUUGGUUUGAACCUCAGGAACAAAUGACAGCUGCAAUGUGGGGAGAAGAAAGAAAAAUGGUGUUCUGUUUUAUUGCAGGAUAGGCAGGACAGGGCACCACGUUUUGGUGCUUGAGCUCAUAACAAAGCAUCACCUUACUCGGCAAAGGAAGGGACGGAGAGGGUGUCUGGCCUAAGGAGGAUCUCUGACAGAGUUGUAGCCUUAUCUCUCUUCACCCUCCCUCCACGAAGAACAGCCUGUCUACUGUCAGAUACUUUUCAUACUCUUUCAAGACUGCCAUUGAGAUAAUAAUGACUACACGGGUUUACUAUUUGAAUAAUACACUGAGGAUAACUGGAUUGAACCUACAGAGUAGCUUCUGAAGAGUAAAGGAAAUAUGUUGGAGGAUAGAGGGGAGAAAGCCAACCCUCUUGUCCUUAUGGUACGAUGCAGAAAGCAUCAGCUUCCAACUGUUUUGCCCCAGCCUGGGAGAAACGUUUUGGUUUGGCUUGUCUAACUAACUUUGUUGGCUGGCUUCCCAAUCAAUGACACAUAAGCCAAAAAUGGGGAAAAGCUGUGUGAACACAUCCUUGUUAGAAGUAAGAAGUAUGGCUAGUCUGUGUAGAUUUUUCCACAGUUAGGAAUAACUAGAAGUAGUUUGCAUUUCAGAGCAUCCCUUGCCUCUCCCAUCACAAAGCCUGGAACCCAGUACUGGUGCCUCCCUGAGGUGUCACAAAUCCAUGAUCCUCUGCCCUCCACAGUCAGUAAGAAAUAAACCCUGAGGAAUGUCACGCCUGCAGCAAACACUGCAAAAGUCCAGUGCCUGCUGGGGUGAGUGCAGCUGCACCCCUCCUCCCUUCCUCACCAAGGUGCUGUAUGAGCUAUUCGUGGCUGUGCUUCUCUGUGCCUGCCUUCGUUUCCCCGCAAUCGAAGUCAUGUCUGUUCAGACUUCAGGUUCCAGUGGCAAGGCUCCUCACCUGAGCUGUGUCUUCCAUGAUGGAGCCUUAAUUUUAACUGGGAGAAAUGGAUGUCUGUAUUACAAAUCCAGAAAGCUAAGGGCCAGAACGCAUCCUGUGCAUCAUUUAAACCUUCAAAACAGGGCUCACACAUACCAACGUCUUACGCACACAGACUCUGCCCAUCAGAAGCUUUAAAAGUGCUUUACAAAGAGUCUUUCCUUUCUUUGCUUUUUUAUUUUUACAGAUGAAUCAACCGAGGCACAAAGCAGUGAAGUAACUUGCUACAGCAACUGCAGGUCAAAAGCAGUUCCUUGGCCAUAGCAAGGAUGGAAAUUUCUUUAGCAUCAAGGAUUCCUGCCCCUCAGAGAUGCUUUUUGGCCAGAAUAGCCUUUAAUUGUCAGUGCACAUUCACCCAACUGGAUUGUAGUGCUGGGCUCCAUUUCUUCACAAAGACUCCAAACCCUCUUGUUUCUUGCAUGCUCUCAGAUUGUGUUCCCCUUCCACCAAAGGUUAGACGCUAUUAGCAAGUGUUUUUUUUUCUACUCCUUAAAAUUAAUUUAAAUUACAGAAUGACUACAUCUUCUUUAAGCAAUCUGCUUCAGGCAAGAGGUUUCCUGAAUUCUGCACCAACUGUAUGUUUGUGGAUUCAUUCUAUUAUAAACAGACUUGUGGGCAGCUGUGGUAAAUGAAUACAAGUAUGUUGCAUGCUCUUUGUUCAAAUACUUUCCCCCUUGCAGCAGACUCUGUGGAUGAGGCUGGCCCAAACCUAUAUGUGCUUCCCAAGAGUGCUGCUAGCAGCUCACCCCUGAAAUGCUGGAGUCCAGGUCCUUUGAGAGUCCUAUGACAUUAGAUUACUAAGCAACUUUACAACACCUUAUUAGCUACAAAAAGAGCAUUUUCUUCUCCAGUUAUUCCCUCUUCCCCUCUCACUCCUCCUAUCCCUUGUAGCUCCUGCUCAUUUCAUGCCACUUGGUUGCAGUGUUCUGCUAGGAUAUAGAGGCUAGAUGCUGCUUUCCUAGCAUGAAGGCCAGCAAGUAAAGCUUGUGCUCUUCCUGUGGAAGAGUGAGCAGCACCUCUUUUCUGUGAUGAUGAAAGAACUUCCACCUCUCUUUCAGUUAAAAGGGAAGAGGAAGAUUAGAAACCAAGCAAUCAUAGGGAAGGUUCAUGGCACAGACAGAAAUCAGAAGACACCUGGCUGAUCUCGUGACAGGCUUCAUCGCUGAGGCCCUCUGAACUGUGCUGCACAAAUCUUAAUUAAUUUCUCCUUUUUGUCUAAUUGCCCUUCCCUUACUGCUCUGCACAUAUACACCUGCAGGUGCCCCAUGUUCAAGGGCUGGGGGUAGUAGACAGUCCACAGCUUAUCUUGGUCUUCAAACCUAAAAGAUGGUGGUGUUCCCUCAGAGAGCUGCACGACAGCUGCUUUGCUCUCCUUGCAGCCUAAUGCAAGCCAUGCCUAAAACACACUUGCUGACAGGAGUAAUGUAAACUUCCUGCUGUCAGCUAGAUCCAAAUGAGUUUGACCUUUGUGUAUAUAUAUAUACAUGUACCCAUAUAAUAACGUAUGUAUAUGUACAUAUAUAUACAUAUAUAUGCAUAUAUCUAUUCCCUAUUGUAUAUAGUAAAUUGUUGCUAUAGCUUAUGAACGUAUACUUCCAAUCUAGGUAUGGGGAACUGAAUCCUGACUUGUUUAGCUGCCACAACUGACACACUCCUCAUGGUUUAGUUUUACAUCUCAUGGGCAUCUAGUAUUUGGGUCUGUUUUUUUGGGGUCUGCCCCUUUCUCUGUCUCAAAGCUGUUUGUCUAGGGCUUCCUGCUGUUCCCCACGUCCCCUCAAACAGCGUAUUACAAAUCCUCCCUCAAAUUAGUCACUGCAGCCAACCUCUCCUCUGCAAAACCAUCCAGCAAAUAAAAAUCAAUUUAUGGCAGCCUUUGAGGGCAGCAGAUACAGCCCUGAGUUCCUCCAUCUGUCUGCCCUAGGCUGCAGCAGGAGUGCCAGCACUCCCAGCUCCCUGUACCCUCAGAGCCACGUCAUGUCAGCUUGAUCAGAGUCUGAACUUGAUGUUGGGUUUUUUUUCCACUGACCACGUCAGGAGUUUCUCAAGACUAUUCAUUGAAGCACUUCAGAUGAGGGCCUAGUUAAGUGAGGUGCAUUUAGGCAGCUGGGGUUGCAGAAAGAAACAGGGCUUCUUGCAGUAUCAUUGCCUGGCUCACAGCUCCAGCCUCUCUUGUUGAUGUGUCUGGAGAACCAUGGAAGCUUUUUUGUACAUGUAUUUAAUUUUCCAGCUCCCUGCCCUCAUCUCAGUGGGAAACCUCCUGUGAACCCCCAAAGCUUUCUGUUCCAUGGCUUCCCACAAAGAUUGAACAGGCCAGGCUCUCCUGCUCACCGGGGCAAGGUUCAGUAAACAGCCACACAGCUGCUGGUGAUUCAAAGGGUUUUCCUUUUCCCUGCCCUCCCUCACAUCAGCACCUCUGUGUGUUUUUAUAUCUGCUUUUUGUUCCCGGUUUUCUGAUGUCUAUUCCAGAACAGAAUUGUAAAUGACUGGCAAAACGACCCUUUGAUAAACACUGGACAUGUGUCUGUACUAUAUGUAUUCAUGUGUAGAAGAGAAUCCUUAUUGUAUGUAAAGUUUUAUGAAUGGUUAUUUUUUAAUUUAUGUAUUUAAUAUAGGAUUCAAUGACCUCUGGUGUUUUAGUUUGUAUAAAAAAAAAAUAAAACAGCAGCAUUUUUAAAAAACAGGA